CAUGGAGAAGCUGCUGGUGGAGAACGUGGCCCCGAACAUCCGCGCCUCCAACACCCACCUGCAGACCUUCUCCUUCACCAAGGUGGACCUGGGGGAGAAGCCCCUCCGCAUCCUGGGCGUGAAGGUCCAUGCUGGUGCCACCAAGCAGCAGAUCUUGCUCGACCUGACGCUCAGCUAUGUGGGUGACAUCCAGAUUGAUGUGGAGGUGAAGAAGUUCUUCUGCAAGGCUGGGGUCAAGGGCAUGCAGGUGAGACCCUCCUGGCCCCCUACCCAUGUUGGUGGGGUGGGCGCUGUGCCAGGGCAGCGCUGGCACUAGGGGGCGCUGCCCCCCCACAGUGGCUGCUCCCAAUUGCCCUCCUUUGAACAUGGGGCAGGAUUGGGAGUAGAGGCGUGGAUGGGGUGAGGGCUGGGGGGGGGCAGAA
Alligator sinensis (Chinese alligator) is the source of this 422-nucleotide messenger RNA. Its product is annotated as extended synaptotagmin-1-like. NCBI's taxonomy places the organism in Eukaryota, Metazoa, Chordata, Crocodylia, Alligatoridae. The transcript is spliced from 3 exons. The coding region runs from base 2 to 316 and encodes 104 amino acids. The record is from RefSeq and is a predicted model, not a curated record.